AUGGCCAGCGGCGACGCCGGCGCCACAUACGCAGCACCCGGCGGGUAUGCUGGCCGGGAGGAGGCGGCCGGCGAGGCGAGCUCCGCCCCUGCGGCCCUCAACUGGCCGGGGCGGAGGAGGCCGCGGCGCAGCGCGACCAUGGAGCUGCUUCGCGCUGCUCGGCGAAACGAGGACGAGCAGCGCGAGGCGAUGCUUCCCGACGACGUGCCGAUGCUGCUGCCGCACGGCGCUAAGCACUGUCUCGAGGGCGCUGCGCGAGGCCUCCACCCGACCGUUCGGUGGACGAUCGGGUUCGGCGAGUGGCUGGCGUUGACGCGAAUUCGUGAGUCGAAGGCCAGCCGCUGGCUCGCUCGUUUUCUAUACAUUUUGUUGUAA
This is a messenger RNA of Emiliania huxleyi CCMP1516, 375 nucleotides long. RefSeq lists its product as hypothetical. The record is from RefSeq and is a predicted model, not a curated record. The transcript is spliced from 3 exons. NCBI's taxonomy places the organism in Eukaryota, Haptophyta, Isochrysidales, Noelaerhabdaceae. Bases 1 to 375 code for a protein of 124 amino acids.